This is a messenger RNA of Sphenostylis stenocarpa, 285 nucleotides long. Lineage: Eukaryota; Viridiplantae; Streptophyta; Magnoliopsida; Fabales; Fabaceae. The record is from the annotation of a GenBank genome assembly.
AUGGCAGUUGUUGUCUGUGUGAGGAGUUUAGGAGCGUUGACAUGCACUUCUGCUUCUGACCCCUCUGCUCGUCUAUGCCUCAAACCUCAGAACGUCACGGAUAUACUCCUGGCGUGGCUUUGUGGUUGUGGGCGUGAUGAGUGCGACGUAUCGGACGACAAAAAGGAAAGAUUAAAUCAUACUUCUUCCACUCUGUGUGAAGAGUGUGACGAGUUAGAUCCAACUGCGUUGUGUUGUUUCGUGGGCAUCAGAAUCGAUGUGAAAGGAAAGGAGAGGGGCAGGUAA